Messenger RNA from Plectropomus leopardus (leopard coralgrouper), 2855 nucleotides. RefSeq names its product junctophilin-1-like. NCBI's taxonomy places the organism in Eukaryota, Metazoa, Chordata, Actinopteri, Perciformes, Serranidae. The record is from RefSeq and is a predicted model, not a curated record. Gene Ontology annotation, cellular component: sarcoplasmic reticulum; endoplasmic reticulum membrane; plasma membrane.
AAGAGCGACUCUGGCAGCCGUGGCGGCCGCCUCUCACACUCCCACGCCCCGCUUUCAAUAACCGGCAACUUAGUUCUGAUGAGCCUAGCCGCCGCCACUCACCGAGCCGUCACAAUACCGCGGACAGUUUACCUUCUCAUCGGGGCUUCUUCCCGCAUCUGAACACAACCCCGCACUCAGGACUUGAUCAUUAGCCGUCCAGCAGCACCUAACCCUCCGUGUCUGAAUGACGGGCGGCCGGUUCGACUUUGACGAUGGUGGCACCUACUGCGGAGGCUGGGAAGACGGCAAAGCCCACGGCCAGGGGGUGUGCACCGGACCCAAGGGCCAGGGCGAGUACUCGGGCUCGUGGUCCAACGGUUUCGAGGUGGUGGGCGUGUACACCUGGCCCAGUGGGAACCUGUAUCAGGGCUACUGGUCGCAGGGGAAGCGCCACGGACUCGGCGUAGAAACCAAAGGGAGGUGGACAUACCGCGGAGAGUGGGCUCACGGGUUCAAGGGCCGGUAUGGAGUCCGACAGAGCCUCAACACACCCGCCAGGUACGAGGGCACCUGGAGUAACGGACUGCAGGACGGAUACGGCGUGGAGACGUACGGUGAUGGAGGUACAUACCAGGGACAGUGGACCGGUGGGAUGCGUCAUGGAUAUGGUGUGCGUCAAAGUGUUCCGUAUGGUAUGGCCUCUGUCAUCCGCUCACCUCUACGAACUUCCCUGUCUUCCCUCCGCAGUGAGCAGAGUAAUGGUACUGUACUGCGUGACAGCCUGUCUGACAGCCCUGCCGGGACACGUGGUGGCUUUGUACUCAACUUCCACUCAGACGGGGAAGGCUCAGAAAAGAAGAAGGGUCUUUUUCGCCGUGGUUCCCUCUUUGGAAGCCUUCAGCGACUACGCAAAUCAGACUCACGCUCGUCGAUUUCCAGUAAACGCAGCUCAGCACACAGUGACACCACCAUGAGCCGCAUCAGUUCCAGUGACGCCAAUUCAACCAUCAGCUUUGGAGAUGGAGACCUGGGCGAUGACUACCUGCCACUGGAGGACAAUGUGGAUGCCACUACCACUGAGUCUUACAUGGGUGAGUGGAAGAAUGACAAGCGCAGCGGCUUUGGUGUCUCUGAGCGCUCCAACGGCAUGAAGUACGAAGGCGAGUGGUUGAACAAUAAGCGCCAUGGCUACGGCUGCACCGUCUUUCCUGAUGGCACCAAGGAAGAAGGGAAGUACAAGAACAACGUGCUGGCCCGGGGCAUCAGGAAGCAGCUGAUCCCGCUGAGGAACACCAAGACCAAGCAGAAGGUGGAGCGAGCCAUGGAGGGAGCAGUGAGAGCAGCGGCCAUUGCCAGAACCAAAGUAGAGAUCGCCAUCUCCAGGACGUCCCAUGCCCGGGCCAAAGCAGAGGCUGCAGACCAGGCUGCACAGUCAGCCACUCAGAAUUCAGAUAUAGCCAGAGCUGUGGCCAGAGAGCUCUCACCGAGCUUCCAUCAGCCAGGCCCUGACUACAUACGGCAGAAGUAUAAUGAGCCAGUAGAGGUGAAGGAAGUUCCUGCAGAGGAGACGAAGGAGAAAUCUCCAUCAGGAAGUCCUCAUUUCUACCGGAAAGGCACAACUCCCAACCAGUCUCCAUCAGGGAGCCCCGGGCCCAGUCCUACGCCUUCACCCGCUGCUGUUAAAAAGAGCUUCUUUAGCAGUAAAACGCCUGCCGCUGUUGCUCCAGCAAAGCCUGCUGGGACAGAGAACAAAACCCCAACAGCUGAGUCCUUGACAGCAGGUAUAACAAAGGCAGCAUCAAAACUUUCUCUCAGGCAGGACGUGAGGCAUCAGGAGGCUCCUCCAGCAGUCAAACCAGCUGUAACCUCGACAAUCAGCAGUUAUCCCAGCAACGGGCAGAUUCACUCCCAGUACCAUGGUUACUAUGUCAAGGCAGAUGUCAAGAUACCGCCACUAGAGGAUCCAACCAGCUUGGAAGAUGACCUUCACCCAUCAAGCCUUGCACGCCUGCCGCCACCUGCCAAACAGAUUUUGGCGCCAGUUCAAAAACCCCUGCCAUCCCCCAGCUCCUCACCAGUUCCACCAAAGGAGGGCACCAAAGCACCAGAGCCCGCCAAGCCGAAACGCCUGGAAUCAACCAAACCAAAGAGCCUCGCAGAAACUAAGAAAGCUAGUGUAGAGAUGGUUCCAGAAAUUAUAGAGGAAGAGUCGGGCCCAAAUUCUAUCUUGGUGGCUCUGGUGAUGCUGCUGAACAUAGGUCUAGCAAUCAUUUUUGUCCAUUUCCUCACCUGACCAAAUCUGGACUCAGUGGACUCAUCCAAACUGGUCGCCCAGGUCACCAGCUCUCCAUCACCAAAGAGGCCUUUUAAAAAAACUGGUGCCCCUCAGAAUGGCAGACACGGGCAAAACGGAUGACUGAAAAUAGACGAGCGAAGGAACAGAAGAAGUGGGGGGUGGGGGGAUCACAUGGAGGAGAGAGAAGGGAAAAAGCAGAGAGAAAGAAAUCUGAAGCCUCCACUACUGCCACUCCCUGCCCCCUCUCUCUGGACGGACUGGAUGACUGUCUUUGGUGCCCGUGUCCAACUUGCCUGGACUGCUGGUGAUUUGUGACUCCACUGAGAGUGCAUUGAAAGCUGAAGCAAGCAGUCGCUGGUUGGAAAUGAGCCCCUGAGCCCCAACUAUGGAUUCUCUAUCAGGCUUAGAAAUAACAGGGGGCCUUGAGAGUUGAAUGGAUGUGACUGAGUGUGAGGCCUGGCAUCUGUACUGCCUUGAAAAGCCUGCAGUGUGUGUGUGCUUGUCCGCCUGUGGCUCAAUUUCCAUCCUACUGUUCAGCAAAGUUUUGAAAUGCUGUAAUAAAAGUUUGAGUCGUCUA